GUGUUUGUGUAGCGCGAGAUUGGGUUUUUGUUGUUCUAAUCGGCUGAAUGUGGUUUCGUAGUUCCAGUUUGACAAGGCGUAGGGAAAGCGCCCCCCCAGUUUGUUUAGUGCAAGAUCUGCGCUGCACACACCGCUGAGGAAAUGCGGACUUCUGGCCCUUUCGCUACGGGUUACAUUGCUACAGUACCCACACCGUAGCAAGCUGAUCCAGUGAGGUACUAGGUUUGACCAGAGACGGCCUAAGAGGAACAAGAGAAGACCCAGAGGUUUCUACUCACCAGAGCCACAGUGUCAGAACGGUCCAGCAGUAUGCCAAGCCAAACCCUCAUCUAGCUCCCAGUCCACAGUGAAGACCUAUCACAAUGGCUCAGACUUACUCUGUGAUGAGAGCGAAUCUAUGUUUACCUACAUCCUCUAUGCUGCUCUGGGGCACUUUUUAAUUAUGUCUUAUUUGGUCCUCUUGAAUGACUUUUGGCCUGCUCAUAAAAAAGGUACUCCGUUAGAUGUUCCCUCGUCCCAGGCAUCUCUGCGGCACUGUGGCUAGCCCCAUGAGGCUGUGUGGCGCACUGCUCCCUGAGGCAAUCCCUGUGUGUCUGUAAGGCCUCCUCCCCACUCUAUGGAGGCGGAGCCCAGCCACCCUGCUGAUGGGGAGCGAUCCGGAAGGCAACAGCAGCCUCUUUCUCCUGGGGCCGCUGAGCCCCCCACAGGGUCCCGUCCAACUCAGCCACAGCAACUGCCAUCCAACCCCCGCCCCGUCCACGGUGGCCUGGGAUGUCUCCACCACCGCAAGCCUAAACGUAGCGACCUGCUUCUCAGGCUUCAGCAUCAGCACAAGACCCAAGCAGCAUGUCACCUCUCAACAGACACCCCAGGUCCUUCAGGAGGCAGCUUCUCCUCCCCCUCCACCUUAUCCCUACAAUCCUCCUCUAACCAAGGCCACAACACUCAGGGGGUGCAGUCCCAGCCCAAACAGGAAGUCCUAGAGGGCAGCCCAUCUAAAAGAGGCGAGAGGAAGCUCCAGAAACCGGGGAAGUACGUGUGCACUUACUGCGGCCGUCCAUGUGCCAAACCCAGCGUUCUCCAGAAACACAUCCGCUCUCACACAGGGGAGAGGCCUUAUCCUUGCGUCCCCUGUGGCUUCUCCUUCAAGACCAAGAGUAACCUGUACAAGCACCGCAAGUCCCACGCCCACCGCAUCAAGGCAGGCCUGGCAUCCAGCCGGGACGAGCUGAGCCUGAGCGGACCCGAGAUGAACGCCCUGGGAGAGGAUUCCGAGGAGCCCACGGAGGGGGAGAGCACAGACUCUGAGGAGGAGAUGGGUCAGUACAGGAAGGAGUGGCUGAGCAAGCAGAAGAGCAGCAGCAGUUUGGCGCUGUCAGGGCAAGAGGAGGGCCAAAGGUCUGACGACUCCCAGGCCGUGAAGCAGAGACUGGCCAUGAGGCUGAGCGAGAGGAAGCGUGGCCCCAUGGCCUCCCCGGACGACCCUCCCUCCACCUCCUCCUCACUGGGCCCCAGCAGUAAAGGCAGCCAAGAGUCAGGCUACUUCUCCCUUUCGAGGAGCUCUGAGAUGAGCCGAGCUGACUCCCAGGUGAGCCCCCCCAAUGCCAAAACCUAUGCCGAGAUCAUCCUGGGCAAGUAUGGGCGGCUUGGAGGGCAGCAGCGCGGUCCCCAUCAGCAGCGCGCCCACUCUUCUUCAUCAGGGAUGGAGGAGAAGAGCAGCAUGCCCUUCAGCAUGCCCAAGACGCAGGUCAUCGAGCACAUCACCAAACUCAUCACCAUCAACAAGGCGGUUGUGGACACCAGCGAGAUCGACAGCGUCAAGCCCAGGCGCUCCUCGCUCUCCAGGAAGAGUAGUCUGGAGUCACCCAAGUUCUUCUCCCCCAAAGACCCCUAUGUGUUUGAGCCUAAGGGAGAAAGCCCAGGUCCCAGUAUGGCAGGCCAAUCAUUCCAUCCCCAUAUCCAAGACGUGGGCCCAUCGGGGGUCCAGAAGUCCUCCUCAUUGCCUCUGCUGAGAAGCCACUCCAUGCCCACCUCAGCAGGCCAGGGAAACCACUCCACCACCUCUCCCUGGGGGUUCUCUCAUCUGAGCCACUCCUUUGAUGAGCAGCAGGCCGUGGUGGCCAAGAUGAGGGUGGGCGGGCAGUACCGUUUGCUGAGGCGCCAGCCCGCCAUCGAGUUGCCCCUCGGGGCUGAGCUAAGCCUGGAGGAGGCUGGCCCCUCCUCCUCCGCAGCUACAGAAAUUGGCCUAACCAGGAAGCAGCAACGCAAAGGUCCAAGGCUGUAUGAGUGCGAGACCUGCGGAGUCCGCUGUAAACAAAGGGAGAGUUAUGAGGCCCACAGGGGUCUCUGCACAGGCAAGCCAAUAAAGGAGCUGGAGAGAGGAGAGGUGGAUGGGGCGUUCCGGGAUGACCGCCCCCAGAUGAUGCACUAUAAAUUCCGGGCACUGGCCAUGGCAGUGAGGAAGAGGAGGAAAGAGGAGAGUCUGGAGGAGGAUCCUCCCAGACCCAGGCCUACAGCUGUUGUGACCUGCAGCCCCGCAACCACCACUGCAGUGCCAAACCGGGUGCAGCAGAUUGAGGCCUUCUCAGGUGCUCCCUCACAGGCUGAGCAGCAGCAGCAAGACAGGAAGGGCAUCUCGGUCAUCCAGCACACCAGCUCCUUUGAGAAGCAGGAAAGUAUAUCCAUGGAGAGCCUGGAGUCUAUAGAGCUUAGAGAGAUCCAGUUAACACCGCAAAAACCGCCGCAGCCAAAAUCAUCGCCCUCCAUGUCCCGCCUGGUCCGCCAGCACAACAUCCAAGUGCCAGAGAUCCUAGUGACGGUGGAGCCUGAUGCUGACAUGGUGUCAGUGUCGCCCAUGGCGACGGCAUCCUCGUCCAAGGAGCCAGAGAGAGUGGUAGAGGAGUUCCAGUGGCCUCAGCGCAGCCAGAGUAUGGCUCAGCUCCCCGCCGAGAAGCUGCCACCAAAGAAGAAGCGUCUCCGUCUAGCCGAGGCUGCUGACCAGUCUUCCGGGGAGUCCAGCUUUGAGUCGGUAUCGCUGGGGACCCAGAGCCCCAGCCAGGAGAGCAGCAUUUCCCAUUCACCCAGCCGCUCUGCCUUCUUUGAAGACAUGGGGGGAAAACCUGCUGAGCCUUUCCCCUGGGGCUCCAGCAGCACCCAGGGCUCCCACAUGCUAACAGUGCCCUCUGGCCCCCACCAACAAUACCAACCCCAAAGAGAGAUGCGGCGCUCAGCCUCGGAUCAGGCCCCGGUCAGCCCCCAGCACACGGAUGAGAUCGUGGAGACCAGGAGCAAAUCAUUUGACUACGGUUCCCUAUCCCCGCAGCAGUCUGCUUCAGCCUGGAGGGAGAGGAGGAAGUGCCUACUGGUAAAGCACACCACCCUCGGUGAGCCAGACCACGAGGAAGGGGCCGUGGCCAGCCACUCAGGCCGACCAGGGAGCACCAAGCCGGACCCGUCCUACACCAGACACCCUUCCUUCCACCCAGCUGAAGCCAGCACCUCUAUGCUCAGCCCGGAGGCCAUACGGAAGACCGUACAGCUGUUCCACCAGCCCCAUUCCCCAUUCCCCAUGCGACCAACUGGGCAUGAUCGAUUCCCUCUUGGCCAGUUAGCCCAGCUCCAUCCGGUCACCACUGCCAUCUCAGAUGUCCUCUCCACCCACAUCAUCCACAGAGCCCUCUUACACACACACCCUUCCCCUCCAACCAUACAAGUUCACCCAGGGCAGCUUCACAUGGCAGAACGCCUAGGCCUGCCCCUCCAUCCUAUUUCAGCUCUGCUCUCCCUGCAGUACCCCACUGGGGCUGGCCAGGCUGUAUACCUCCCUGUUUCUCCUGGGCUCACCAUCCAAGUCCCCACACAGCUCCCCAUGCCCUCCACCGUGGUUCUCCCUGCCCCAGCUCCUCAGUCUUUAGUCUCUCUGCCCUGCCACCAUCCCCCGCUUGUCAUCGCAACAUGCCUGGCACAGCUGACGCCAGUUGUGUCACUGAUGGUGCCAGUGCGCCUCCAGACCAACAUGAUCACCUACGCCAGUGCCCUGUACACCACCCUCUCCCAGAUCCUGGCGUCAGCCCGCUCCCAGGAGCCCAUCUGCUGCAUGGCCAUGGUUAUCAUGGGCCAGCUGGAGCAGGAAAAGCUGCAGAGGUCCUACCUGAAGAUCCCCACCCCGGACUUCAAGAGCUACCUGCCCCUGUCUCUACCCCUGGAGCUGGGCUCUGUGUCCGGAGAGGGCUAUGAGCCACUGGGGGCUGGAGGGAGCAAACGCAUGCUCUCUCCUGCAGCCAGUCUGGAGCUCAGCACAGAGGCCCAGCACCAGCAGAAACGAGUGAAGGAGGAAGAGGAGGAGGGAGAGAAGGUGGGAGAGGAAGAGGAAAAUAGGGGUUCUGGGAGAAAACUGGAAGUCGGGGAAGACAAAAAGAAAGAGCCGGAAAGGGCCCAGAUAGGAGUAGUAACUGUGAAAGUCGAGGAGGAAGAGAAUGUACGGGACACAGAAGGGCACAGGGAAGAGAGGGAGAUGCAAGGGAAGGCUGGACCUAAGAAAGAAAAGGGGAAUGAGGGCCAGGGAGUGAGUGCGUCCUUUGUACCCCAGAGCCCUGAGCGAGUCAAAGCCCCCUUGUAUCCCAGCCUCCACACCACCACCUCAGUCAGCUGGUGCUACUUGAACUACGCGAAGCCCAACCCUUCUGCCCAGAGGGAGCCACAGACCUCCGUUUACACCUCCUGGAGCAUCAGCGUGCACAACCCCAACCUGCCAGGCCUGUCCACCAAGCUGGCCCUGUCCCUGCUGCGCUCUAAGCAGAAACACAGCUCAGAGACCUACACCAUGGCCACAGCUCUAACCCCGGCGACAGGCAAGGUGGUCCCUGCCAGCAGUAGAAAGCCCCACAUUUCAGAGGUACAUGCUACCCCACCCAGCACCCCUGUCGAAGUGAAGGAGCCACCACAGCAGCCUGAGAAGGAGGAGAAGAAGGAGAAGAGAGAGGUGCAAGGGCCCUCCACCUCCAAACAGAGCGAACCUCUCCGUGUCCAAAUCUUCGAGGGCGGAUACAAGUCUAAUGAGGAGUAUGUGUAUGUGCGGGGUCGUGGCCGAGGAAAGUAUGUGUGCGGAGAGUGCGGGAUCCGCUGUAAGAAGCCCAGCAUGCUAAGGAAGCACAUUCGAACACACACAGACGUCCGGCCCUAUGUCUGCAAACACUGCAACUUUGCCUUUAAAACCAAAGGGAACCUUACCAAGCACAUGAAGUCCAAGGCUCAUGGGAAGAAGUGCCAGUCAAUGGGAACGUCUGGGUCUUCACUGGACGAGCCGGAGACCGAGGAAGCAGGAGAUAUUGAAGAGCAUUUAUCUGGCUCCGAGGACCAGGAUGAGCACCAGUUCUCUGACGUGGAUGAUUCAGAGGAGGACGAUGACGAGGAUGAUGAAGAGGAGUACUCAUCUCACAACGAGCCGUCCUCCUCACCCGACCGCCGUUUGUCCACAUGGGGGCACUCCAGCAGCGGAAGACGGUCCCAGCAGGGCACGCCUGACCCCUCAGCCCCAGAACCCCAGCCAGAUCCCUGCCUCAGCCAGGAGCCCUCUCCCACCCAUAGACUGUGGCCCAGCGGGCAUGCUUCCUCUCCAGAAAGCCGGAGGGCACUGUUCUGGGACGCCUCCCCCAGGGCCUUCUCCCCUAGCAGUGAGAGCUGCUCUCCCAUCCGAAGCCUUUCCCCCAGACUGGAGCUGGCCUCCCCCAACCGACACCUCUCGCGCUCUUCCAAGAGAGAACCAUCCCCCAUCAGAGCUCUAUCCCCCCUGUACCCCCUGCGGCCUCUGUCCCCUAGCCAGUAUCGGGUGUUGUGGGCCCGGGCCUCUCCCUCGUCCCUGGGGGUGCAACAUAGACCUCGCAGGUCUCCCAGUCGUUUGCCAUGGGACAUCCCCAGUAUGAUGGCCAGCGAUCGCAGACAGGUGGGUUCAAUGGAGAGGAUAGGAACACCAAGUAAAGGGCAGAUUGGUCCAGAGCCCUGCCUGUCAUUCCCCCCAGCUUUCCGUCUGUCCCCCACUGACAGCCCUAAAGCCCAGUCCCAGUCCAUGGACCGCAUCUUCAGCCACCUGCCUCUGCACUCCCAGCAGGCCAGGGUGCCCUACCUGAUGAUCCCCAUUGGGGGCAUUCAGAUGGUGCAGGCUCGUCCCCGUUCCCACCCCACUACCCCCACCUCGACCUUCCUCUCCCCCAAUGGAGGGGCUUUUACUGGGCCAGACCAGGAGGGAAACCCCCAGGUGCAGGACCCCCAUAACUCAUAACUGCAUUCCCAGUAUAACCCCACCCAUAUGUUCCAAACCCUCCACCUCGCACCAGGGUAGGAUGGACCCAGGGAUGAUAAACACAAUGCAAAAGGACAGCUUACACAGCUCCUCCCACUCAUACAGGUCUGAGGGAGAGACCAGAAAACGAUGGCCCUCACACAGCCAGGCAGGACCAUCCCCCUAGUCAGCCAGUCCCCCCUCCCACACACAGGAUUGGAUAGCUGUCUGAGAGGCAGGAGCCACCAAGGGUUGCGGUCCAGAACGACUGGUUCAGAAUUGGUAGAGGAAGAAGCUAAGGUGGAGACUCAACCAAUCAAGGCCAGAGCACUUUGAUACGUCAUGAAUCCUUUACGCUUUUUGUUGCAACUCUUGUUUUUGGGUUUUGUAUUGCUUUUGUUUUUACACAGUUUUAAAUUCAAUUGUUAAAUUAAAUGUUAGUUCUUCUGCAAUAUUCAGGUUUGUUAUAAAAUGCACUUUUUUAUUUUUGACGAUUUCUUUAAAUCUCUUGAUCUUACCUGUAUCUCUAUUGAUACUGCUAUCUUAAUAUAUAUUUAAAUAUAUAUGUCAAAUAAAUAUGAAUACAUUUGUAAAUGACCAAAAUCGUUAAUGAACAAUAAAUUCACAUUUAUUUGUUUUGUCUCUUUGUCCACUAUUACCCAAACUGUAGUUACUUGUGCCUUUUCUUUCUGUGUUUGUGUCUUGAGAUGACAACAAAGAAAAAAGGCUGUGAAGUUUUGAUUUACACUCUGUGUUUCCAAGAAGGGGGUUCCUGUGUUGCGUGAUGAUUGAUUGUUUGUAUCCUUAAAGGGAUAGUUUGGGGUUAGAGGUAGUUUCGUGAGCCAAUGCUAACUAGCUGUACCCGAAGACUUCCAGUCUUUGCACUAAGCUAGUUAGCAUUGGCUCACAAAACUACAGCACCUCUACCUUCCUUCAUACUGGAUGCAGAGACAUAAUAAUUAAUUGCCAAAACACCAAACUAUCCCUUUAAGGCCAUUGCGUUGAUGUCAGGGUAUUCUAAAAUAUGGUAUAUGAGGUGGUAUAUUGAAGGAACAGUGAGCGCUUUGCAAAGAAAAUGCACUGAAGUCAUAUUUAAAAAAAAUAGAUAGUCAAUGUUAUGUCUCUGUACAGAGAAGAGUGCUCCAUGUUUAUUAUUUUGUAAAACUAUGAAAGUUAUUCUUUAAUUUUUUUUACUUGACAUUUUUGGAGGAAAAAAACAUGCCAUUUUUAUUUAGUCAUGUGUCUGUCUUUUUCAUAAUAUUCUCAAAAGACUUGAGAGGGAGAGGAAGUUCUCUUUUAAGAUUGGAUAUGGAACAAGUGCCCAAAAGAUUUUCACACAGGACAUUUUUUUUCUCUGAACCAAUAAAAAUUGCACCAGACUUCUGUGAGGCUAUUUUACUUGUUUUGUUUUCUUGUUUUUGAAAAAUUGUAUAAUUUUUUUAAUAGGUCAACAAAAAUACUGAUUGAUUAAUACAUAUAGAAUGCUUCUGUUUGAAUUCCACAAAAUAACAACUGGAGUUAAUAUCAACAAAAUCAAAUAAAUUGUUAUUUGUCACUUGCUUCGAAAACAACAGUGAAAUACUUACUUAAGGGCCCUUCCCAACAAUGUAGAGAAAAAUAAUAGAAUCAAAUUAUAACACAAGGAAUAAAUACAUAAUGAGUAAUGAUAACUUGGUUAUAUACACAGGGUACCAGUACUGAUUGUCAAGUCCUGAUCGUAGAGAUCCUUUUAUUCUCUAUGUUUGUUUUGUCAGGGUGUGACUCAAGUGAGAAAGUCUAUGCUUUCUGGUUCUUUGUUUUUGGCAGUGUAUGAUUCUCAAUCAGGGACAGCUGUCUAUCGUUGUCUCUGAUUGUGAAUCAUACUUAGACAGCCUUUUUUCCUUUUCUCAUUUGUGGGUUGUUGUCUUUGUUAGUGGCAUGUAUAGCCUUACAGAGCUUCACGUUUGUUUUGUUGUUUAUUGUUUUUGUUGGCGACAUUUAAAAUAAAAGAAUGUACGCUUACGACGCUG
Oncorhynchus tshawytscha (Chinook salmon) is the source of this 8286-nucleotide messenger RNA. It is a transcript of the gene hivep3b, whose product is annotated as transcription factor HIVEP3. The coding region runs from base 617 to 6277 and encodes 1886 amino acids. The record is from RefSeq and is a predicted model, not a curated record. Gene Ontology annotation, biological process: regulation of transcription by RNA polymerase II. Gene Ontology annotation, cellular component: nucleus. Gene Ontology annotation, molecular function: RNA polymerase II cis-regulatory region sequence-specific DNA binding; DNA-binding transcription factor activity, RNA polymerase II-specific; zinc ion binding. NCBI's taxonomy places the organism in Eukaryota, Metazoa, Chordata, Actinopteri, Salmoniformes, Salmonidae. The transcript has 7 exons.